Molecule: messenger RNA, 363 nt
Organism: Blepharisma stoltei
Lineage: Eukaryota; Ciliophora; Heterotrichea; Heterotrichida; Blepharismidae
Source: the annotation of a GenBank genome assembly
AUGAAACCUCUCCCAUUUUGACCCACAAGCCUUUACUCUCAAUCAUCUCUCAAUCUUGACGCUCUCCAAGCCAUUUUUUUCUUUUCCACUAAUGCAUCUCUUCAUAAAAAAACUGAAAAUGCAUGAUUUACAAAAAUAAGAGAAAUUGAAGGAGAAAAACAGAGAGCUAUUAACAGAACCAGAGAUGAGCUUCUCCAAAGCAGAACCCUUCUAAAGGAGCUUAUUUCAGCAGAUGAGAGCUCACUUCGGGUAUUAGAACUUCUUGAAGCUGGGUUGCUUGAAGAGACCAGAAGUAAUCUCAAAAGAAGAAAGGCGUUCAUAGCUGAAAGGAUUCAGUCUUUCAAAAUGUGAGAUGAAGCUUAA